ACAAGAGGAAGUAAAAGCGGAAGUAGAGGAGGAGGAAGCAGUAGUAGAAAAAGAACAACAGCAGCAGCAACACAGGAGGAAGUAUACACUUCAAAUUGUAGUUUCAUCUGCUCUGGAGUCCUGCUGAGGUUCACAGCAGUUUUGUAGAUUGCAGCCGUCAGGUGAUGAGAGACUAGCUGAACGUCAGCGGAAUAAUGGAGGAUGACUGCCGGCCUCUGCUGAGCUCAGAGCAGACUGGAGAGAGCUACUCACACCGAGGCUCUGUAGAUUCUCUGGACGUCAAGGUUAAAAGACCUUUCCAUGUGGAGCCCAGGAAUAUUGUAGAUGAUGACCCACAGGAGAGAGUGUCUGCGGAGGCUGCCAUCCUCAACAACAGAGUCCAUUACUAUGGCAGACUAACAGGCUCUUCUGACAGACUGUUGAGUCCUCCAGACCAUGUCAUUCCUCGGCCAGAGGAGAUCUACAUCUACAGUCCACUGGGGACAGCUUUUAAGGUUACAGGCAGCGACCAUGCCUCUAAAAAUCCCAGCAUCAUUACAAUAUUUGCUAUAUGGAACACAAUGAUGGGCACGUCAAUACUUAGCAUGCCUUGGGGCAUUAAGCAGGCUGGUUUCACUCUGGGGGUCGUCAUCCUCAUUUUCACAGGCCUGCUGAUGUUGUACUGUUGUUACAUCGUCCUCAAAUCACCAAAGGCAAUAUCCUCCGUGGACACAUCCAACUGGGAAUUCCCUGAUGUUUGUCGGCACUACUUUGGAAAGUUUGGUCAGUGGUCCAGCUUGGUUUUCUCAAUGGUGUCACUUAUUGGAGCCAUGGUGGUCUACUGGGUCCUCAUGUCCAACUUCCUCUACAACACAGGACAGUUUAUCUACAACCAUGCUCACAAUGUCAGCGUGUCAGACUCAGAAUUUGGAACCAAUGGCUCAGAUAGAGUCAUCUGUCCAUACCCAAGCACUGACCCUGGAAGGAAUGAUACCAUCAACAUACUUUAUCUCAGCAGCAGUGGAAAUGAUACCUCUGAUGGCAGCUCUUUUGAGCACUAUUGGAGUAAAACCAACACCGUCCCUUUCUACCUCAUCAUUCUGCUGCUUCCAUUGCUCUGCUUCCACUCAGCUUCGUUCUUUGCAAGAUUCACCUUUUUGGGCACCAUAUCAGUGAUCUACCUGAUUGUGCUGGUUACUUUUAAAGCUGUCCGCCUUGGUUUCCACCUAGAGUUCCACUGGUUUGACUCAACCCAGUUCUAUGUUCCAGGUAAACCUUUGUUUAGACUGCUCUUCCCUCAGCUGACUGGUGUCCUAACUCUGGCAUUCUUUAUUCACUGCAUUAUCACCCUAAUGAAGAACAACAGGCACCAAGAGAACAAUGUAAGGGACCUGUCUGUGGCUUAUCUUCUAGUGGGACUGACCUAUCUGUAUGUGGGAGUGUUGGUUUUUGCUUCCUUCCCCUCACCCCCUCUCUUCAAAGACUGUAUCGAACCAAACUUCUUAGAUAACUUUCCCACCUCUGACAAGAUGGUGUUUGUGGCUCGGACCUUCCUGCUUUUCCAAAUGAUCACAGUCUACCCUCUGCUGGGAUACUUGGUGCGGGUCCAGAUAAUGACUCAGAUCUUUGGAAAUCAAUACCCCAGUUUCUUUCAUGUUCUGACACUGAAUGUCUUAAUUGUUGGAGCUGGUGUCCUGAUGGCCAGGUUUUAUCCCAAUAUCGGAUCCAUUAUACGGUUUUCUGGAGCAACAUGUGGAUUGGCUUUAGUUUUUGUAUUUCCUACUUUAGUCCACAUGAUCUCCUUGAGACGCCAGGGGAGGCUCAGCUUGCCCUCAGCCCUCUUCCAUAGUUUCCUGAUCCUGCUGGGUGUGGCAAACUUGAUUGCUCAGUUCUUCUUGUAAGAAGCAGUACCUUAAUUGUUCAAAGGGAAUAAUAGUACAAAAAAAAAUCAGAUUGCAAACUUAAAGUUUUGAAUUCAUAUUUUGAAUCAUAUUUAAAAUAUUUUAUCAAAUGACCAUGUAGCUCGAGCAGUGAUGUACCUGCAGAGAAUACUGGUCUGGCUGAAACAUUACUGUUUUGUUUCACUCUUACCUGUCUCAUAGUGAUGUUUUGGCCACCGCUGUUACCAGAGAAAAAAACGGUUAAAGCCAGCUGUACACUACCUCCUCAUCACAAAAAGCAGUCUAACAACACAGACUUAACAUACAAGCAUAAUGGAGCAUUUAGCAGCUAAAGGGGUAGAUUUUGGCCUCAGGAGUUGGUCGAGGCCAGAGACAGGUUUAAAGAGAAGAAUAUUGGACUUAAUAGCAGUUCAAGUAAAUACCAAUGUUGUUUAUGAUUUAUGGAUGUUGAAAUAUGCAGUUGUUCAUCAUUUGAACUUGAAAGAGAGAGGGAUAUGAUAAUGGUGUCCACAUCUUAUCUUUACUGCCCCCAAGUGGUAAGGAGCAUCUGUUAUUGCAGGUUUAAAUUUGUCACAUAAUUUGAUAGAACCAGACUUUAUGAAGUUGUAUAAUGCUGAGACCAGAUAAUGAAAUUGAUAACAAUUUAAUAACAAUCAAUCAAUAACUUUAAUUACCUGUAGCUAUUUAUUUUUGAAACAGAUGUGUUGUUUGGGAAUAAACUUUUGACAAUCUUUUCAAUUUUUAUGAUCAGUGUUGAUUUACAUGUUAGACAUAUUUACGUGAUGCCUUUUUUCUAGAUUCUGUGCCCAUUGAGUUGUAUUUUACUAAUGAUAGAAUAGACAAAGGGAAUAUGUGCGUGCAAUAAACCAUCUCAAUCUAUAAA
Messenger RNA from Acanthochromis polyacanthus (spiny chromis), 2763 nucleotides. It is a transcript of the gene slc38a9, whose product is annotated as solute carrier family 38 member 9. The record is from RefSeq and is a predicted model, not a curated record. Gene Ontology annotation, molecular function: amino acid transmembrane transporter activity. Gene Ontology annotation, biological process: amino acid transmembrane transport. Lineage: Eukaryota; Metazoa; Chordata; Actinopteri; Pomacentridae.